AUGAGCGUCACCGCCAGUCCCUCAACACCCGCACCCAUCACGCCUACUUGUAACGGGUUCCAGUUCGACGACAUUUUCCACCCUUUAUCGACACCUUACCGUUCUCGCCUCGGUUCAGCCACGUCCAGCUGCGGACAGAGGACACCUAGUUUACGCCCGGUAUCGAACAUGUCGAAUUUCUUUCCUGACGUCGAUGCCGUCUCCAUUACACAUGGUCCGAAUCUAGGGACAGCCGAUACGGUAUCCGGCUUAUCUAGCUUCGAGACCCCAGAAGUCCAACCCAGUCGCGCACAUAUGCGGUCGAUAUCCAUUGGCAGGCCAAUGUUGGUAAUGGAUGGGUCGCCCGGGAAGCAGUCGUUGUCGUCAACCACCAGUGGGCCGUUGGAGGAGAAAAGUCGAAAUAUCAAGAACACAUCGCGUCGGAUGGGCGGGUUACUUGCACGCAUCUGGCCUGGAUCGUCGAGCGAGAGAAGAAAUGCGCCAGCGGACCACAAGCGAUCUUUAACGCCACACAAGCUAGACCGACCACAGCUCGACAACGUCUCAUUACCAAGCGUCGAACCAUUUGGGCCAUCAUCGUUAUCGUCAUCAGCCAGCAGAUCGGAAUACGGGAUGGCGCCGGCGUCGCACUCGCUUAGUGUCCAGACGCGGGGAAGCUCAGCAGGGAAAGACGGCGGCAGCGCGUUUGGCGUCGACUUGAAAGAAAGUAUCCGAAUUGCACCGUCCAAGAUUCGAAUAUCCCACCGAGGGAAGAGCACGUCCCACCGAUUAUUUCCCUUGUCAGUGUACAAAUGCUGCGAAUUCAUCCGCAACUCGGGAUGCACCGACCCAUCACUUUUUGCCUCCACCGGCAACUCGCACAACGUUGCCUACCUCAAAUACGUGUUCAACACGGGCCCGUCGUACGGCGACGACUUUGACUUUGACUCCUUAGGCCCCGAAGGGGACCCCUACACGCCGUACGAUGCGGCCCGUCUGAUCCUCAUUUAUCUUCGGGAACUACCCAAACCAUUAGUCUCGCAAUCUGUGCUUCGAAGCUGGAUCAUGCUCGCCAGGCAAGAAGGGGCCAUAGAACCAGCAGCUCCCAAGCUAGAAGACAUGGGCUUCGACUUUUGGACAGAAGCCCUCAACCGACUCUCGUUACACAACCGAAACCUCGUCAAACACCUCCUCGAUCUCUUCGCCGACAUGCUGUUACGAAGCCGAACGACAGCUAACAUGCUCGCCGAAGCACAAGCAAACGGGAAAGGAAAAGCCGCCGUUAUGGGACAGCAAUGGCAGGGAGGACACGGGGUGGUACAUGAAGUAGACGCUCGCCGGCUAGCUUCGGAGCUGUCGAGCAGUAUGUUUCAUACGGAUAAUAUGAAGCUGGGGAAGAAGGCGGCGGCUCAUCCGACGCUUGCGCUGGCGUUUUUGAUCAAGAAGAGGGGCGAUUAUGCGGCGAGAAUUGGAAAGGCGGCAAUGGCGCCGGGACAUUCAAGGAGGGCGUCGGAGCUGUUUUUGCCGAGCACGAGGGAGAUUAUGGAGUGGAAGGGGGGCCAAAGUUAUUCGUGA
Messenger RNA from Neurospora hispaniola, 1554 nucleotides. Its product is annotated as Rho GTPase activation protein. The record is from RefSeq and is a predicted model, not a curated record. Bases 1 to 1554 code for a protein of 517 amino acids. The transcript is spliced from 2 exons. Gene Ontology annotation, biological process: small GTPase-mediated signal transduction. NCBI's taxonomy places the organism in Eukaryota, Fungi, Ascomycota, Sordariomycetes, Sordariales, Sordariaceae. Gene Ontology annotation, molecular function: small GTPase binding; GTPase activator activity.